UAGAGUGGAAGCUGCAGCCAACCAAAGCAGAGAGGAGAUGAGGGUGGUUCUUUGCAACUCCGCAUCUCCACUCACACCCAUUCCCAAGCCCCCGACCUUCCCCGCCACUCUCAAUUGGCCUCACAAAACCCUAGUUGGUGCCUUAACUGGCGCUGUCUCCUUCUCGCUCCUCAUUUCUUCACCUUCUUCCAUUGCCCUGGACUCCGCUUCCGUCCCACCAUCGCCUUCUUCUCAUUCUUCUGCCACUGACUAUUGUCGCCAAGACGAUGAUACAGAAGCGAUGCCUGAAACUGCGCCGGAGCUCGUUACCAACGAAGCCAUUGUGGAGGAAGCUUGGAACAUCGUCAACGACAGUUUUCUUGACUCCUCUCGUCGUCGAUGGUCCUCCGAUAUUUGGAAGCAAAAGAAAGAAGAUAUUCUAGGUACUUCCAUUCAAACAAGAUCAAAGGCUCAUGAUAUAAUCCGACGUAUGUUAGCUAGUUUGGGUGACCCUUACACGCGUUUUCUUUCUCCUGCCGAGUUCUCCAAGAUGGCGAGGUAUGACAUGACUGGUAUUGGAAUAAAUAUUAGGGAAGUUCAAGAUGACAAUGGAGGUGUGAAACUGAAGGUGUUAGGGCUCAUACUUGAUGGCCCUGCCCAUGCUGCUGGUGUGAGACAGGGGGAUGAAAUCUUGUCUGUUAAUGGAAUGGAUGUCACAGGGAAAUCAGCAUUUGAAGCAUCAUCUUUGUUACAAGGCCCAAAUGAAACAUUUGUCACUCUUGAGGUCAAGCAUGGCAACUGUGGACCAGUUCAAUCAAUUGAAGUCCAGAGGCAACUGGUUGCUCGAACCCCAGUCUUUUAUAGGUUGGAAAAAAUAGAGAAUGGUGCAGCUUCUGUUGGGUAUAUGCGCCUGAAAGAGUUCAAUGCAUUGGCUAGAAAGGAUUUGGUCAUUGCAAUGAAGCGGCUUCAAGACAUGGGUGCCAAAUAUUUCAUUUUGGACCUUAGAGAUAAUCUUGGUGGACUUGUACAGGCUGGCAUUGAAAUUGCUAAACUCUUUCUAAAUGAAGGGGAGACGGUAACUUAUACUGUUGGAAGAGAUCCCCAGUAUGAAAAAACUAUUACUGCAGAAACUGCACCUUUGAUUACAGCUCCUCUCAUUGUUUUGGUGAACAACAAAACUGCUAGUGCAAGUGAAAUUGUUUCCGCUGCCCUUCAUGAUAACUGUAGAGCUGUUCUUGUGGGGCAAAGGACUUUUGGCAAGGGUCUGAUACAAUCUGUAUUUGAACUUCAUGAUGGAUCUGGUGUGGUUGUCACAAUUGGGAAGUAUGUCACCCCAAAUCACAUGGACAUAAACAAAAAUGGAAUAGAGCCUGAUUUUCGAGAAUUUCCAGCUUGGAGUGAAGUCACACAACAUCUUGCACAGUGCAAUACACUACGACAAGGAUAAUGCACAGCUUUUAUGCUUUUAUUAAAAAUUCAUGCCUUGACUGCAUUUAUGAUUCAAUCAGCAUGUCACAUGGUUGAGUGCUUGUUCCCCUGUGUACAAGUGGAUUGACCUGAAGCAUACACCUGCAUUCUAAUCAUAAUAUUCACCUGCGAAACACCCAAAGGCUUUGAUGAAGUCUGGAGUUUUAAAGCCAGGCAUACACCAAGUCAAGAUUGAAGCAGCAAGAUCCAUGGAGGAAACCAGCCCGGAGGAAAUGAAUGUAAAAGACCAUGUAGAACAUGUAUCUAAGAAAACCACAAGAGGAAUUUGGCUUUCUUCAUUGUAUAUUCCUUUUGCAGCAUAGAACCAUUGCUUUCAUUUACUUGCAUGUAGACUGAAUUAUUUUCCAUUGGCAAGAAGUGCAUGUUAAAUGAGAAAGGAAAAUAACUGUAUGUUGAAGGCA
This is a messenger RNA of Vitis vinifera (wine grape), 1868 nucleotides long. Its product is annotated as carboxyl-terminal-processing peptidase 1, chloroplastic. Gene Ontology annotation, biological process: proteolysis. Lineage: Eukaryota; Viridiplantae; Streptophyta; Magnoliopsida; Vitales; Vitaceae. Bases 38 to 1426 code for a protein of 462 amino acids. The record is from RefSeq and is a predicted model, not a curated record. The transcript is spliced from 13 exons. Gene Ontology annotation, molecular function: endopeptidase activity; protein binding; serine-type peptidase activity.